Molecule: messenger RNA, 362 nt
Organism: Myiozetetes cayanensis
Lineage: Eukaryota; Metazoa; Chordata; Aves; Passeriformes; Tyrannidae
Product: serine protease inhibitor Kazal-type 6-like
Exons: 4
Coding region: 18-260 (80 amino acids)
Molecular function (GO): serine-type endopeptidase inhibitor activity; protein binding
Source: RefSeq, a predicted model, not a curated record
GACGAUCUCCAGCCACCAUGAAGGUGACAGCUGUGUUGCUGCUGAUCUCUCUGGCCCUUUGCUGCGUCUCAGCAACUGUUGCAGUGCCGUUUGCAUAUCAGUACUGCAGUAACCAGCCAGUAGCCAGCAACUUCUGUACCAUGGAGUACGCGCCACACUGCGGGUCCAAUGGCGUCACAUACGGCAACAAAUGCUUGUUCUGCAAUGCAUUCGCGAGGAGCCGUCGGACUCUUGAACUGAAGUCUAUGGGUUCCUGUUGAGUUCUCAACAGGCUUCAUCUGAGAAAUCCCCCUCUCUGGCAAUGUUCCCCAUGGCAGAUGAUUUCCUAAAGUCUUCACCUGACCCUUGAAAGCUUCUGAUAA